UUAUUGAGAGUAUCGUAUCAAUCAAGUUACUUCUAACAGCGGCAGCAUCCGAGUUAAAAUGAAGAAAAUUUUCAUUUUACUCAUUGUAGUCGGUGCCAUUACCAAUUCUCAAAGUCAACCCUUGGAGGAGGAAGAUGUGUUGGACAUAUCCAAGAGGUCCAUCAUCAAAGACGUGGAAUCACCACUAGCAGAUACAGAAAAGAUAGUCAAGAGGUCAAUCUUCAGGGAACCAGGUGUUUCUCUAACCGGCAGGGAAAGAAUCGUCAGAUCGUUGAAGACAGACAGAAGUUCUUUUCUAACAGGAAAUGAGUUCAUCAGCAAACGUUCUGUGGAUGACAUGGAUGAAGCCGAGAGCGGAGCAAUUUUCCUUCCACGUAACUUCAGAAGAGGCAAACGUUCUGCGGAUGAUAUGGAAGAAGCUGAAAGUGGAGCAAUUUUCCUACCAAGAAAUUUUAGAAGAGGCAAGCGUUCCGUAGAUGAUAUGGAAGAGGCUGAAAGUGGAGCAAUCUUCCUGCCACGUAACUUCAGAAGAGGCAAACGUUCCGCGGAUGAUAUGGAGGAAGCUGAAAGUGGUGCAAUAUUCCUGCCACGUAACUUCAGAAGAGGCAAACGGUCGGCAGAUGAUAUGGAAGAAGCCGAAAGCGGAGCAAUCUUCUUGCCACGUAACUUUAGAAGAGGCAAACGUUCUACAGAUGAUAUGGAAGAGGCUGAAAGUGGUGCAAUCUUCCUUCCACGUAACUUCAGAAGAGGCAAACGUUCUACGGAUGAUAUGGAGGAAGCUGAAAGUGGUGCAAUAUUCCUGCCACGUAACUUCAGAAGAGGCAAACGUUCUGUGGAUGAUAUGGAGGAAGCCGAAAGUGGAGCAAUUUUUUUACCAAGAAAUUUUAGAAGAGGCAAACGUUCAGCCAAUUUAGAAGAUAUGGACACCGCUGAGAGUGGAGCCAUCUUUUUACCAAGAAAUUUCCAUAGGGGAAAAAGAUCAUUGGAUUUAAGUAAGGAUGAAGAUUCAGGAAGAUCUAAACGUGCUACUAUUGCUCUUCCCAUUUUGGCCUUCAAGAAGAAGACAAAGAAGUAAAAUUGUUAUAAUUAGUGUGUAGAAAUUGUUGUUUAAAUAUUUUAUAGUAGUACAAAUAUCGAUUUAAUCAAAGUUGAGCUGUGGUGGUAUAUUUAUUAUAUUGUUUGUAUUUUUAUAUAAAUAAAUACUCAUUGUUAUUGUAA
This is a messenger RNA of Aethina tumida (small hive beetle), 1218 nucleotides long. RefSeq lists its product as uncharacterized. Lineage: Eukaryota; Metazoa; Arthropoda; Insecta; Coleoptera; Nitidulidae. The record is from RefSeq and is a predicted model, not a curated record. The transcript is spliced from 2 exons. Bases 59 to 1075 code for a protein of 338 amino acids.